GCUUCUGGGGAAAGGUGCCCUGCCUUCUCUCACAGUCGUCUCCAGCGGUCCUGGGAGCUUUGCAAAGUAGCAUGUGCUACCUCCGAACACAGGAAUGGUGUCUGGUCCUGCUGCUGCUGCUCCUGCCUCUGAUAACGGGACUUCAAGAUCAUUCACCACUAGAGAAAAAUGUUCCAACUGGCAGCAACAUAACCCUGAACGUCCUCAAGAAAGAUCUUGGAUCCUACACACGUCUCACCUGGCUUCACACUACCAAACAGAAGAUUUUAGAAUCUGAAUAUAAUAGUACAGAUACUAUCUACGAUUCUGUAUUUAAGGGCAGGGUCAAACUUGACCAUACAAGUGGUGAACUUCAUAUCUCUAAUGUUCGGAAAGAAGACAAAGGUCUCUACUACAUGAGAGUAUUACGUGAAAGUGAGGAAGAGUACACGAUAACCCUGAAUGUAUUUGAUCCUGUGUCCAAGCCAUCCAUAAGUUUUGAGAGGACUGAAGAUUCGGCUGAGUCUUGUCAUUUGAAGCUAUCAUGUAAUGCAGAGGGACAGGAUGUUGACUACACUUGGUAUGACAACACGAGGCCCCUCCCCAAAGAGGGUCAAGGGUAUGUGCUUGACCUCAUCAUCACUCCCCAGAACUGGUCUGCAUCAUACACCUGCCAAGUCAGCAACCCUGUAAGCAGCAAAAACGACACAAAAUACUUCACUUCGUUUUGUAAAGCCAAAUCCUCUGGAGUACUUCGGACCACUUGGCUGGUGGUCAUGGUACCCAUCAUUUAUGCCUUCCUGCUGACCUGAGAUGAACUCUUCUCACUCAAGAAUGAAACUACGAGGCCACAAGACCCUGCCUUUAUUACCAGCAGUACUCCUAACCAGGAAAGCAGCUCUGACUCUAUGGGACAGAAGAAAUUGUGUUGUUGAACAUUUGUGAGGAUUUGCAUUUUCUUACCAUCCCAGUGUUAAGUCCAGGGCUUUGUGCAUGCUACAAAAGUUCUGUGCCUCUGACCCAUGUGUCCAUCCCUUUACAGAGAUUUUAUAAUAACCUUUUAAAAAUUGUGGUUAAUAUCUAAUUUUAUAUACCCUAUUUGUUUUCCAACAUUCAUUAAAGAUAGAUUUUUUUCACCGAAAUAUGUAACUACAUUA
This is a messenger RNA of Peromyscus leucopus (white-footed mouse), 1136 nucleotides long. RefSeq names its product CD48 molecule (gene Cd48). The record is from RefSeq and is a predicted model, not a curated record. The coding region runs from base 72 to 791 and encodes 239 amino acids. Lineage: Eukaryota; Metazoa; Chordata; Mammalia; Rodentia; Cricetidae. The transcript has 4 exons.